CUUUACAAUACAGCAAGAUGUUCAAGAUUCUGCUCCUCGCCGCCCUCUUCGCUUACGCCUGCGCCGAUAAUAUCGACAAAGACGCUCAAGUGCUGAGCUUCAAGAACGAUGUCGCCGAUCCCGAGGGUAACUACGCGUACGCCUUUGAAACGAGCAACGGAAUCCAACAGCAAGAGGCCGGCAAUCCUGUGGGCGUAGCUGGCCAAUAUGAGUAUGUGUCACCCGAAGGCGAAAGGGUAUCCAUCAGUUAUACAGCCGAUGAAAAUGGUUUCCAACCUACCGGUUCACAUAUUCCCACACCACCACCAAUUCCAGAAGCCAUAGUGCGCGCUUUGGAGUACAUUGCAGCGCAUCCCUCUGCCGCAUAAAACGUAAGACAGUAGAUGGAAAGUAUGUAGAAGAUUUGCAGUUGAAAAAGGGCUGUGCUGCAAAUAGUGGGAAGUGAUGUUUAGCAUAAUAUAGAGAGGCCAUGUUGGAAGCUAAUGAAUUGCAUUGAUGAAUUAUUUAAUAAAUAUAUAAAUAAUAAAUAAUAGUUACCUAGUCAAUCUAGUUUUCUAAAAGGCAAUGGGAUGCAUUUUCCAAGCUCUUCUUGCUACACUACUAUAGUACAUAGCGUUGCAUACAUGCAUGCAACAUAUAUCUAUGAGUACAUAUGUAUAUAUUGUAUAU
Anastrepha obliqua is the source of this 669-nucleotide messenger RNA. RefSeq names its product pupal cuticle protein Edg-78E-like. Lineage: Eukaryota; Metazoa; Arthropoda; Insecta; Diptera; Tephritidae. The transcript is spliced from 2 exons. Gene Ontology annotation, cellular component: chitin-based extracellular matrix. The record is from RefSeq and is a predicted model, not a curated record. The coding region runs from base 18 to 368 and encodes 116 amino acids. Gene Ontology annotation, molecular function: structural constituent of chitin-based larval cuticle.